AUUUUUUGUACUUCUUUCAUCUCUAGGAAGUUGAUUGCAGGAAUUGACGAGUGCUGAGGGAUGAUUUUCUCUUGCCGUGGCCUGAGGAGAUGAUCAUAAAACGAGUCUUCUGGGUGAGAAAACAAAGGGAGGGCGCAACUAAAACGAUGUCGCUUUGUUCUCGUCCUAUCUAGCACAAGAGGGAGGGGGGCGGGAGUUGUACCAGCAUUUUGCUGCCCAGAAAUAGGUAUGGAGUUGAAGGCUGCUUAAUUUAGGGCUUGGUGGAGAAAUACUCUUUCAAACAUCAAUUUGUUAGACGUAUGUUGUUAAAAAUUGUGUAAUUAAUUAAAUAUUAAAGAGUUGGAGAAAAAAUGGAGCAUAGUUUAUGGAAUCAUUUGCCGUUACUAGUAAGAGCAAACUCUAAAGAAUCAGUAGAGUGCAUUCUUCAAGCUCUCUGGCGAACUCGUCAAACUGGUCUCGAUUCCGCCGACCGACUUGUCAUUCGCGACAUCCUCCAACUCCCAAACGACACCGAUCUCGACCCCUUAUUGGUUUGUCUUCGAAUGCUGAUUCGAAGGUGUGUGUACGAGAAUGUAAGCAAAGAUGAUAUUCAGAAGUUGUUUCCUGAAGAGGUUUUGCCGGAAUUGCAAAGGUUGUUGACGCUUUUACUUCAAAAGUUUCAGACAGAGUGGCGAGCGGAUGUGUUCAAAGAUCAGGUUGAUUUUCCACGGUUGAAGGCAAUGACAUGGAAUAUGGCGAACCAGGAUGCAACGGAAGGGACUGAUCCUGUCGCUGUUAUCAAUUUGAAGCUUCAAGAUGAUACACAGUCUCACUCAGAAGUGAAGUUCCAAUUAGGUAAAGAUACUCUAGAAACAAUGGUAAAGUCUAUGUACUGCAUAAGAGACCAAUUGUCUGACUUGGGUGGGGCAUCAAAUAGGCAGUUAUCUCAGGGAACCAACAUAGUCUAGGAAGUUAGUAACUCUUGCUUGUAGCAAUGCCUGAAAUGGAAUGGUAUGGGCCAUGUCUUUGACUUGGAAUCUAUCCGCUGCAAGAUUUGACAUGGUAUGUUGUUAUAUUGAUUAAACUAUAGCAAAUUAUGCGGAGAUGUGAAGAUUUUAUAUUGUUUAUUGCUGUUGGGGGCACAAUAUCUUAACUGUAAUGGUCAAGGUUUUGUUCACCAGAAGAUGUCUCUGAACCAGUUACACUUUGGACAUUCUUUUUACACAUGCAGUGCCCCACCACUUGAAAGAGAGAAACCUUUUGUUGAUCAGGAGCAAGAAUCAUUGGGAUUCUUUUGGCAAUAAAGAACAUUUAGACAUGUAACCGUGCUUAGUAGUUUGUAUUGUGGAGUCAGUGAUGAUGUUACUGGUGAAUGGUUUGUUGGUCAUGUCACUCAUGGCAUGUAACUAUGCUUAGCAGUUUGUAUUAGGAAUGAAUUUUAGUUUUUGGGAAAAAAUAAUUGAAUCCUUUGACAAAA
Molecule: messenger RNA, 1456 nt
Organism: Populus euphratica (Euphrates poplar)
Lineage: Eukaryota; Viridiplantae; Streptophyta; Magnoliopsida; Malpighiales; Salicaceae
Product: COMM domain-containing protein 9-like
Exons: 6
Coding region: 351-947 (198 amino acids)
Source: RefSeq, a predicted model, not a curated record